AUGCAAGAAACGUUCAAAAUUGGGUCUAAGACAGUUAUACUUCUUGGUUUAACAACCAAUCUCUUUGGUCUUGCUUUGGGAUCUGUUAUCCUUUCGUCUUUGUCAGAGAUAUAUGGCCGCCGACCGAUUUAUCUCAUCUCGGUUUUUUCCUUCGGGCUUCUUAUAUUGCCAGUUGCUCUUGCACCCAAUAUCGAAGCCAUUCUUAUCAGUCGAUUUUUAGGUGGCUUUUUCGGGGGAACAAUGAUUGCAGGCGCACCAGGAAGUGUAACAGAUGUUACAGACGAUAAUUACCGUGCAUUGGCAUUAAGUUGCUGGAGCCUUGGAACUAUGAACGGGCCAGUUCUUGGUAUGAUUUCCGCGGUGAAUAACAUUUUAUGCCGUAUGGCUAAUUCUAAGCUGGGUGCUGGACAUACAGGUCCCAUAAUCGGUGGUUUUGUGUACGAGUAUCUCGGCUGGCGUUGGAUCAAUUGGCUUGUCCUGAUCUGUACUGGAGUUUCCUUGCUCUUGAUAUUUCUGGUCAAAGAGACCUAUGCACCCGCUCUUCUACGGAAAAGGACAAAACUCAAACAGAAAGAAACCGGUGAUCAACGUCUUUUCUGGAACUUAUAUGUUGGAGUUGUUUAUGCAGUUCUCUUCCUAUGUUUUGUGGCCUAUCCUAUUGUUUUCCAAGAGCUUCGUGGCUGGUCUCCGGGCCUUGCUGGGCUUAGCUAUUGUGGAAUCGGGACAGGUACUGCAAUAGCUGUUGUCCUGGAGCCCAUCAUUCGAAAGAUUAUUUCCAAGCACCCGCGCGAUCGAUUUACUGGACGACCAGCUCCAGAGGCUGCAGUUUUUGCCAUCUGUAUCGGAAGUGUUCUGAUUCCAGUUGGCGAAUUUUGGUUUGCUUGGACCGCACGGCCACCCGUUCACUCGAUUUACCCUAUAGUUGCCGGUCUUCCAUUCGGACUCGGGAAUGGUUUGACGUUCAUCUAUGCAACAAACUACAUUGCGGGAAGUUACACCGUAUAUGCAGCAUCCGGGCUGGCGGGCAAUUCGAUUAUUCGUUACGGCCUGGCUGGAGUUCUCCCCCUUGCCGGUUCCAAGAUGUACCACACCUUGGGGCCAAACUGGGCUGGGACAUUGCUUGCUCUCGUUGAAACGGUCCUCAUUCCUAUUCCUUUCAUCUUUUACAAAUAUGGUCAUAGAAUCCGUGAGCGAAGCCCCAUGAUUGCGAAAGGAAGUGGCACGGAGAUUGUUAUUUCCUAA
Penicillium lagena is the source of this 1242-nucleotide messenger RNA. Its product is annotated as MFS transporter. The coding region runs from base 1 to 1242 and encodes 413 amino acids. The record is from RefSeq and is a predicted model, not a curated record. The transcript has 2 exons. NCBI's taxonomy places the organism in Eukaryota, Fungi, Ascomycota, Eurotiomycetes, Eurotiales, Aspergillaceae. Gene Ontology annotation, biological process: transmembrane transport. Gene Ontology annotation, molecular function: transmembrane transporter activity.